GUCGAUGUUACGAACAUUACCCAGAGUAGCAUUAAAUAACAUUCGAAAUAAUCCUGGUGCAAAUAAGCCUGUUAGUAUCAUUUUGAUGUGCUUGAAAUUAAACUUUGUAUGAAUUUCUGAAUGAAAAAUAUAGCAUUUCUAACAACAAUAUUUUUUAAUUUUUAUAUUUAAUUUCGCGUGAGAUUCUAAUCUAAGUCACAUUGUUCGACUCGAACAAUAAUUUUAGAUUGAAUUACAUUGUGUGUAAUACAAUUACAAUUUUCUAUAAGUAUAUAUAAGUUUCGUUUGAUAAUUUUGUAUUUUGUAAAGAAUGUGUUUUUUAAAAAUAGUCAAAACGUGGUCGAGGUCAACAUGGUGGAGACAAACACGGAGAUGGUAAUAAAGGAUCUGGUCAAAGACAAAAUUUCAUGCGAACUGGAUACGAAACUGGAAACAACCCGUUUUACCUUAGAUUUAGUUAUGAACCAUACUAUAAAGGGCAUCAUUUAAGAAGAGAAUACCCUCCUUUAUCUUUACAACAACUGCAAAUGUUUAUCGAUACAAAUAGACUAGAUCCGUCUAAACCUAUUGACCUUGCAUCUAUAAUCAACACAGGAUUAUACGACUUUAAAGUAGAAUGGAAACACUCAGGUGUUCAUCUUACGGACGAGGUUGGAGUUGAUAACUUCAACGCAAAAGUUAAUAUAGAAGUUCAAUGGGCCAGCGAACCUGUAAUUGCGGCAAUUGAGAAAAAUGGUGGUACUAUUACUACUGCGUACUACGAUAUUCAUUGUUUACACGUGAUAAAGGAUGUUGAUAAAUUUUUUACUACCGGAGUGCCAAUACCACGCAGACUUUUGCCUCCGUCAGAUUGUCUAGAAUAUUACAUGAACGCAGAAACAAGAGGAUAUUUAGCAAAUCCUGAAGAAAUUUCUCGUGAACGUUUGGUUUUAUCUCAGAAAUAUGGUUAUGAAUUACCAAAGAUUGAAGACAGUCCCAAUUAUGAAAUGCUUACGCAGCGUAAAGAUCCUAGACAAUUGUUUUACGGUCUUGAACCUGGUUGGGUUGUGAGUUUGAAAGAUAAAGCGAUUCUUAAACCUAAGGCUGAUUACCUUAAGGAAUUUUAUUCCAGUUGAAGCAUUCUUUUGUAGAACACUAAUGGCUAAAUAAAUAACUUGCAAAAUUGAACAAGCUAAUGCUUAAUAUUGUAGAAUUUGUAGUAAAUUAAUACCAGAUAUUUGAUGUAGAUUAAACGUUUUUUUAUAUAUCUCGAAUAGUAGAUAAUAAAAUAACUAAAUAUAAGCAGUAGGUAAUAAAAUAACCAUAAAUAAAACAUUUCUUUUUAAUUAAAUGGAAAUAUGUAUCAUGUAAAUGUAAAAUAUGUAAAUAUAGACUAAUAAAUUUUAGACUCAUUUUGUGGCUCUCGUGCAUAA
Messenger RNA from Heterotrigona itama, 1412 nucleotides. Lineage: Eukaryota; Metazoa; Arthropoda; Insecta; Hymenoptera; Apidae. The record is from the annotation of a GenBank genome assembly.